CUCCUCCAACAAAAAACCUGUCACACCAAACCUGUCACAGAAUCUCUCCGGCCAUUAUCCCUCCAACACCAACGUCUCGUCUCGAGCAACUUCACUACCCUUUUCUACUGAUUGACCCUUUGCAAGCUGCCCUUAUGAACGGGCGUCCUUCAGUCUUCACCUCUCAGGAUUAUCUCUCAGACCACUUGUGGAAGGCUGCUAGCCCCUAGAGUGUCUUUCCAAACAACCAGCAAACCAACACUACACAUCACCUCUUCCUGAAUACCAGUCGACAUGUUCUCCCGAUUGGCUGCCUUCUCCAAACCCGCGGCCAAGGGUGCCGCCGGGUUGAGCUCCGGGCUCCGAGUUCAGACCCGAUUCCUCUCCAGCCAGGCCGCUGGCAGCAAGGGCCGCAAGAUGCCCGCCACCCAGACUCGCGCUACCAACCCCGUCAGCGACCUUGACGCCACCCUUACCAUCCGAGAUGGCCCCGUAUUCUCUGGCCGUGCUUUCGGAGCAAACUCCAACAUCUCGGGCGAGGCCGUCUUCACCACCUCCCUCGUGGGAUACCCCGAGUCCAUGACCGACCCCUCGUACCGCGGUCAGAUUCUGGUCUUCACCCAGCCCCUGAUUGGCAACUACGGCGUGCCCUCCAACCAGAGGGAUCAGUGGAACCUCCUCAAGUACUUCGAGUCUCCCCACAUUCAGUGUGCCGGUGUCGUUGUCGCCGACGUCGCCGUGCAGUACAGCCACUGGACCGCCGUCGAGAGCCUCGGCAACUGGUGCGCCCGUGAGGGUGUUCCCGCCAUCUCAGGCGUCGACACACGAGAGAUCGUCACCUACCUCCGUGAGCAGGGCUCUUCCCUCGCUAGGAUCACCAUUGGUGACGAAUACGAUGCCGACGAGGACGAGAGCUUCAUUGACCCCGGCGCCAUUAACCUGGUCAAGCGCGUUAGCACCAAGGCUCCCUUCGUGGUCGAGUCCCCCGGUGCCCGCUUCCACGUCGCCCUGAUUGACUGCGGUGUGAAGGAGAACAUCCUCCGCAGCCUCGUCAGCCGUGGCGCCUCCGUCACCGUCUUCCCCUACAACUACCCCAUCCACAAGGUUGCCAACAACUUUGACGGUGUCUUCAUUUCCAACGGCCCCGGUGACCCCACUCACUGCCAGGAGACCAUCUACAACUUGGCCCGCCUCAUGGAGACCUCCCCCGUCCCCAUCAUGGGAAUCUGUCUCGGCCACCAGCUCCUCGCCCUGGCUGUUGGUGCGCGCACCAUCAAGCUCAAGUACGGCAACCGCGCCCACAACAUCCCCGCCCUCGACUUGACUACCGGCCAGUGCCACAUCACCAGCCAGAACCACGGCUACGCCGUUGACUCGUCGACCCUGCCCAGCGACUUCAAGGAGUACUUUGUCAACCUCAAUGACGGCUCCAACGAGGGCAUGAUGCAUAAGACCCGCCCUAUCUUCUCUACUCAGUUCCACCCUGAGGCCAAGGGCGGCCCGAUGGACAGCUCCUACCUCUUCGACAAGUACCUUGAGAACGUUCAGCUUUUCAAGGACAGCGAGAAGAUCUUCAAGGAUAACCGCCCUACCCAGCUCAUGCUCGACAUCCUCAGCAGGGAGCGUGUCGGCGUCGAGCCCACCACCCUUGCCGCGGCUGCCUGAGUGUGAUGGUUAAGGCGUGUUUCAGUGGAGAUAGUUUCUUCGUUGCAAAAGAUUGGGUUUCUGGGGUGGUUUUGCAAUUUUUUUAAUGGUGUCAUGGUUUUGGUAUCUGGGCCUCUUGAGAUGUAAACGUUGGGUGGACAAUGAUGG
Colletotrichum destructivum is the source of this 1791-nucleotide messenger RNA. Its product is annotated as Putative carbamoyl-phosphate synthase small subunit domain, glutamine amidotransferase. NCBI's taxonomy places the organism in Eukaryota, Fungi, Ascomycota, Sordariomycetes, Glomerellales, Glomerellaceae. The transcript is spliced from 4 exons. Gene Ontology annotation, biological process: L-glutamine metabolic process; 'de novo' pyrimidine nucleobase biosynthetic process; L-arginine biosynthetic process. The coding region runs from base 274 to 1644 and encodes 456 amino acids. Gene Ontology annotation, cellular component: cytoplasm; carbamoyl-phosphate synthase complex. The record is from RefSeq and is a predicted model, not a curated record. Gene Ontology annotation, molecular function: carbamoyl-phosphate synthase (glutamine-hydrolyzing) activity.